UCAGCUUCCUUUACGUGUUUCAUUUUUCUCUCUCCUUACUGUCACGCAAGAAUAACAUUAAUAUGAUCACUUUGGUUUCCUCAUACACUUCCGAGCAACAAAAACCCACAAGUCUCAGCUUCAUUUGACCUCGUUAAAGUCUCCGUCUUUGAUACUUUUCUUUUACUUCUACAUCCUUAAUUGUCUCAACUCUCAACAAUAUACUAUUUCAUCUUAUUCUUUGUUUCAUUAAAAGCUCUUAAAUGGUCUAAGUUUGUUUUAAUAAUUUUAAACAUGCAUUUUCAAAGUUCUGAGAUUUGAAUCUGAAUACUUGAAACAGAUUGAGACUUUUAUGAGGAAUUGGACAAGAACCCGAUGUCAGAUUCCGUCAAAACGACGGUGGAUCCGCUUUUGAAAGAUUUGGAUGGGAAAAAAGAGAGCUUUCGGAGGAACGUUGUGUCUAUGGCAGCUGAGCUGAAGCAAGUGAGAGGCCGUUUGGUUUCUCAAGAACACUUUUUUGUUAAAGAAAGCCUUUGUAGAAAAGAAGCAGAGAAGAGAGCUAAGAACAUGGAGAUGGAGAUCUGUAAAUUGCAGAAGAGAUUGGAAGAUAGAAACUGUGAGCUUGAAGCUUCAACUUCUGCUGCUGAAAAGUUUCUUGAAGAAGUAGACGAUCUGAAAUCGCAGCUAGCUUUAACAAAGGAAAUUGCAGAAACAAGCGCUGCUCCUGCUCAAUCAGCACAGCUUCAAUGCUCAGUGCUAAAAGAACAACUUGACGACAAAACACGUUCUUUAAGAGAACACGAAGACCGUGUAACUGAGCUCGGUCACCGGCUUGAUAACCUUCAGAGAGAUUUGAGGACAAGAGAGUUUUCUCAAAAACAGCUGAGAGAGGAAGUUAUGAGAAUCGAGCAUGAGAUAACUGAAGCCGUUGCAAAGUCUGGGAAAGGCACAGAAUGUGAGCUCAGGAAACUUCUGGAAGAGGUUUCUCCAAAGAACUUUGAGAGAAUGAACAAGUUACUGGCGGUAAAAGACGAAGAGAUUGCUAAACUAAAAGAUGACGUAAAGUUAAUGUCAGCUCAUUGGAAACUCAAGACUAAGGAACUUGAAUCUCAGUUGGAGAGACAAAGAAGAGCAGAUCAAGAGCUCAAGAAGAAGGUACUGAAACUGGAGUUUUGUCUGCAAGAAGCUCGUAGCCAGACAAGAAAGCUACAAAGGGCAGGGGAGAGGCGAGACAAGGCAAUCAAAGAGCUAAGAGAUCAGAUUACAGGAAAACAGCUGAAUGAAUCGGUUUCAGGGGAGAAACCAAACUUCUGGGAUACUUCAGGGUUCAAGAUCGUCGUGUCAAUGUCGAUGUUGAUAUUAGUGAUAGUCUCCAAAAGAUGAGUUCUUUGUAUCUUGAACUCUCUUUUUCUUUUUGUUGGUGUGUAAAUGCAGUAGUUGCAGAUAGUAUAGUUAGAUAAUGUUGCAUGUUACUCUCUGAGAUUAGCUAAGAGAACUCUUACUUACACUUUUUAAGUUAUUAGUUUUUGUUUGUGUGUUGAAUCUUAUCUUCUAAGAAAAGCAAUUCUGGAUU
Messenger RNA from Camelina sativa (false flax), 1552 nucleotides. Its product is annotated as nuclear envelope-associated protein 2-like. The record is from RefSeq and is a predicted model, not a curated record. NCBI's taxonomy places the organism in Eukaryota, Viridiplantae, Streptophyta, Magnoliopsida, Brassicales, Brassicaceae.